Molecule: messenger RNA, 1047 nt
Organism: Aspergillus puulaauensis
Lineage: Eukaryota; Fungi; Ascomycota; Eurotiomycetes; Eurotiales; Aspergillaceae
Product: S-adenosylmethionine-dependent methyltransferase
Exons: 3
Coding region: 1-1047 (348 amino acids)
Source: RefSeq, a predicted model, not a curated record
AUGAUCACCGCAGAGCCCGAUGAGCCUCUCCAUGUGCUGGACCUUCCCCAGAUCUAUACGAAGCCAUCCGGCACCGAACUUCUCCAAACCCUAGCCCUCUUGACGAUAAAACCGCGGAGUUUCGGGACCAAUGCUCAUGAGCCGGUCAAAAGCCGAACAGUCGAAUCCACCGGGCUGACUCGUUACCUGACAUCCAUCAUAGCUAGCCCCCUCUCCUGGCUGGAUACGGAUGAGUUGCGGGAAGCUAUCUGGGAUGCCACAGCUGCUCGCCUCAGUGAGAGGUCAGGUCGAACCGCAAUGCCGGCAAUGUCGCGUGUCUUUGCGGUUCCCACAUCUUGGGGCGAAGAGUACACGUUGACCCUCCACGAACCCUCGUUGACGUCCGACAACCUGGGCAUGAAGACUUGGGUUUCAUCGUAUCUCCUCUCCCAGAGACUUCACUCCCUCCUCGAAUUCACCCCGCAGCUCGUCCCAUCGACAACGGCCACUCCCACACCAACCCUAGAUCCUGACCGUAAGCUUCGAGCCCUGGAACUAGGCGCAGGCACUGGCCUUGUUGGUCUCUCAUUCGCUGCGCUGCGAGGCAAAUCGGCAAAGAUCCAUCUUACAGACCUGCCAGAAAUUGUGCCGAAUCUUGCCCAUAAUGCUGCGUUAAAUGUAGAGCUUCUCAAUAAGACAGCCGCGGCGGUCACAACGGGUGUCCUAGAUUGGUCUGCCUCGCCUGAGACACCCCCAGCCGCAGAGGAACAGUACGACCUAAUCCUGGCUGCGGAUCCUCUUUAUUCUCCUGAACAUCCGCGGCUGCUGGUUGAUACUAUCGCCGUUUGGCUAAGUCGGGGCCUUGAUGCCCGUGUUGUCCUUGAGAUGCCUCUACGGGAUGCAUAUCUACCGCAAGUGCAGGAUCUUCGGCAACGGAUGGACAAACUAGGGUUGGCGGUAGUUGAAGAGGGUGAGGAGAUGGGGUAUGACGACUGGGAGACCGCAGACGGAGGUGCAGUCGCAGUGCGAUGCUGGUGGUCUGUUUGGGGUUGGAGCGAAAAGAUCUAA